CCCCCUUUAUUUCCGGUUGUAUAUGGUAGUGGGUGUUUAGGGAAAUCCGCACGAUCCUCGUGGGUGUUGGUGACGUCACAACACGCAAGUUUCAAAAUAAACAAAUAAAUAAAUAAUAAAAACCCGUUAUCCCGAUUUAAAUGCGUCGUUCACACCACCGAGCGCGCGGAGAAGGACCGCAACCAGCUCUGACGUCAGCGCGGGGGGCGGGGGGGUUACCUCACGCGCAGCAGCAGCAACAGCAGCAAGGAGGCAGGAUGAGAGAGAGAGAGAGAGAGAGAGAGAGAAGCUCGCGCUGAGUUCAUCGUCGCCACCGCCCAUUAAGAGGCGCCUGUGAACCAGGGAGCGCGUGCACGUUACCGUUAACAGAAAAGGGAGAAAAAAAAAAAGCCCAGGUUCUUCAGAUUGAACCGAUUUCUCUGUUAGCUUGGAUGAUUUAAGGACUUUCUCUUUUUUGUUGUGGGUUUUUUUUUUUUUUUUUUUUUUUGGUUUUACUUUCGGGAGCGUGGGGGGACACGCGCGAGGACGGGAAUUUCGGAUACAUCUUACCACACUCGCUCGCGCCUCGCCAUGGGUUGUUCGGUAAGCGCGGAGGAGCGCGAGGCUAUGGACCGGAGCAAAGCCAUCGAGAAGAACCUGAAGGAGGACGGAAUGCACGAGGCCAAAGUGGUGAAGCUGCUGCUGCUCGGUGGAGGAGAGUCUGGGAAAAGCACUAUUGUCAAACAGAUGAAGAUUAUCCAUGAAGAUGGUUUCAGUGGAGACGAUUUAAAGCAGUUUAAACCCAUCGUCUAUAGCAACACCAUACAGAGUCUGUUCUCCAUUUUAAAAGCUAUGGAGACCCUCGGCAUCGAGUAUGAAGACAAGGACAGGGCUCCUGAUGUAAAGUUAAUCUAUGACAUAAUCAGCCGUAUGGAGGACACGGAAGAGUACACACCUGAAGUUCUGGUGGCCAUGAAGCGUUUGUGGAAAGAUGGAGGAGUUCAGGCCUGCUUCAAUCGAUCACGAGAAUAUCAGCUCAAUGACUCGGCUCAAUAUUAUCUGGACAGUUUGGACCGAAUCGGAUCACCUGAUUAUAUGCCCACUGAGCAGGACAUUCUGAGGUCGCGGGUUAAAACCACCGGUAUCGUGGAGACACACUUCAGCUUCAAGAACCUGAACUUCAGGCUGUUCGAUGUAGGAGGUCAGAGAUCCGAGAGGAAAAAAUGGAUCCACUGCUUUGAAGGUGUGACGGCUAUAAUCUUCUGUGUAGCGAUGAGCGGCUACGAUCAAAUGUUACAUGAAGAUGAGACGACGAAUCGUAUGCACGAGUCCCUCAUGCUCUUCGACUCCAUCUGUAAUAACAAGUUCUUUGUCGACACUUCCAUCAUCCUCUUCCUCAACAAGAAGGAUCUUUUCGGGGAGAAGAUAAAGAAAUCUCCGCUCACCAUGUGUUUCCCCGAGUAUACAGGUCCGAACACGUUUGAAGACGCGUCUGCGUAUAUACAGGUUCAGUUUGAGGGUAAAAACCGUUCUCCUAAUAAAGAGAUUUACUGCCACCUGACGUGUGCGACUGACACGGGAAACAUUCAGGUGGUGUUCGACGCGGUCACUGACAUCAUCAUCGCCAACAACCUGCGUGGCUGUGGCCUGUACUGAGCUGCACCGAGCCUGCCGUCAUCACAAUCACUGUUUCUCGUCAUGGUAACGAGCGACCGAACUGAAACUCCGCCCCCUCGACCAACGUUCUCUCAUCCUGUUUUUGUCUGGUUUUCUUUAUAAUCCUGAGUUAAAACAGGCACUGGUUCGUGUGUGUGUGUGUGUGUGUAUGUGUGUGUGUGUGUGGGGGGGGGUAAUUAGUGUACAGUUAAAUCUGGAAUGUUUGCAGGACGCAGAGCAAAACAAAAAAACGUGAAAUGAGCGUAAAUACAAUCUACAAAAAAGAACUCUCAGGAUGGUCGAGAGAUCGAUUUCUGCUCUAAACUGUUUUUAUUUAUUAAUUAAUGAACAUCUCAGAAGCAGUAAAUGUUGAUGAGAUAUUCGUCACGGUUUGAUUUUUACAAAAACGAAGCAGCUCUCAGGCCAGAGGCGUGAGAAACGAACGAGCAUUCGGGAGAAAGCGUAGAACGGUAAGCUCUCCUGUGACGUCGAGGGAACCGUCGCGCUAAAAGCACAAGUAGAUUCCGGAUCACGCUUUACAUCACGGUUCUCUUAACCGACAUCAUUUACAUAUUCAUUAACAUAAACAAAUCCGGAACGUCAGCAUUAACGCCCCAUCAGGAACAAGCUAAUUAAGACUCGGUAAAUAUUAAUUCCUUUUUUUUUUUUUCUUCUUUUCUUUUUUUUUUUUUUUUUAAACGGACGCCUCCAUUAAAUACCGUUUCUGUCGUCAGCGAGUAAACUUCAUCCUUGAUCUGAUCUUCACACCUGGAGAUCAGUGUUCAGGACGCUCUCGACUUUUAGCACCAUUUUAUUCCAUUUGUAUUCAUGGCGUUAACAUUAUUCGACUCAGGUGUAUUUCGUUAACACUUAAACGAACGUGUUAAGUUCGGAGUACCGGAGCUGCUGUUAGAGAAAAUUACUAUUAAUCCACACCUUCUGACCAAUCACAAUGCAGAAUCCAACAGCGCUGCGGGAUGACCGAUGCUAAUUGAUGUUCAUGCAGUACGUCGUUCUCGUUAAGGGACUCUUCGUGUAAAAGCUCACCAUUUCUUUGUAAAUGAUUCUAUUUAUUGAGUUGUGUAUAAAAUAUGAGGGCUUGUGUGUACAGAUUUUGUAUCUUCUGCACGUACGUGUUAGAUCUCUAUAAACAGAGCCGACCAAUUCAGCGCACUGACGGUUAUAUAUCCCGGAGUAGAGGAAAAAAUGUAGCACAUUUAUAAUUAGUGAAAUUAAUACAUAAACGAACUACUGAACUCACUUUCUGUAUCUGUGUGUGUGUGUGUGUGUGUGUGUGUGUGCGCGCACAAAUGAGAUUCAUCUUUUCUCUCUCCUGUUACCGAACCCUCAUUUCUUUCCCGUCCUCUUUUGUUUGUUUGUUUGUUUGUUUGUUUGUUUGUUUGUUUUUUUAUGCUUAGCAUCUCUGUCUUUCCAUACAUCAUUGUACUUCUGGUUCAAUUUAGUCACCUGAUGAAAUGUUUACAAUAAAAUCACAGUUUGGAACCAU
Messenger RNA from Ictalurus punctatus (channel catfish), 3142 nucleotides. RefSeq names its product guanine nucleotide binding protein (G protein), alpha activating activity polypeptide O, b (gene gnao1b). The coding region runs from base 571 to 1635 and encodes 354 amino acids. Gene Ontology annotation, molecular function: G protein-coupled serotonin receptor binding; mu-type opioid receptor binding; corticotropin-releasing hormone receptor 1 binding. Gene Ontology annotation, cellular component: heterotrimeric G-protein complex. The record is from RefSeq and is a predicted model, not a curated record. NCBI's taxonomy places the organism in Eukaryota, Metazoa, Chordata, Actinopteri, Siluriformes, Ictaluridae. The transcript is spliced from 8 exons. Gene Ontology annotation, biological process: adenylate cyclase-modulating G protein-coupled receptor signaling pathway; G protein-coupled dopamine receptor signaling pathway.